This is a messenger RNA of Puccinia graminis f. sp. tritici CRL 75-36-700-3, 1797 nucleotides long. RefSeq lists its product as uncharacterized. Bases 184 to 1797 code for a protein of 537 amino acids. Gene Ontology annotation, molecular function: ethanolamine kinase activity; choline kinase activity. Gene Ontology annotation, cellular component: cytoplasm. The record is from RefSeq and is a predicted model, not a curated record. Gene Ontology annotation, biological process: phosphatidylethanolamine biosynthetic process; phosphatidylcholine biosynthetic process. NCBI's taxonomy places the organism in Eukaryota, Fungi, Basidiomycota, Pucciniomycetes, Pucciniales, Pucciniaceae. The transcript has 6 exons.
UCGACCCGACUCCCGAGUCCACCAUCAUUAUCUGUUCCUCUUGUUGACCGUUUUACACCCAUCCUCUCCAUCUCCAUCUUCUUCCCUCCCACUGACCCUCCAGCUUAUCCACCAACCAACCAACCAACCAACGAACAACGACUCAGCAAGAAUUCAGAAUACAAAGAAUAACAUACCAACAACAUGCAAGCUAGCGUCGGACUCGAACUCAUCAGCUCAACCUGGGCUCAUUCCAUCCACAAUCACAAAUCUUCUAUCAGCUCACAGCCAACCCUGACCGAUGAUGACCACAACCAAUCAUCAUCAUCAUCAUCAUCCCUAUCCGAUCUAGAAGACGAAUCAGAACCUCCAGUCGAAUAUUCUGCCGCCCCGGUGCAUGCCGAGGGCGUACCCCAAUCUAAUACCAAACUAUCUGCAAAGAAAUAUCGUACCCCUGAAUUUGGUGACAGUCUAUUCGAGCUCCUGCGCUCUCAACUCAAGCUGCCCGGAUGGUCAAACCUCUCUGAUCAAUACAAGUCAUCAAUCACAAUCUCCAAAGUCAGCGGAAGUCUCACCAACGCCGUCUUCUUCGUCUCCUGUACAUACAACUCAAGCAGUCAACCAGCUAUCCAACUACCCGACCAAGAAUCGCCACCCACUGUGCUCUUACGAAUCUAUGGUCCAUCUUCGGGCACAUUGAUCUCUCGCAAGGAAGAAUUGCAUCUUUUACAUACCUUAUCCGCUAAAUAUGGAAUCGGGCCCUUGUUACUCGGCACAUCCCUUGCAUACACCUGGGUUUGGAAUAAUAUCACUCGUUGGCAACAUGAAGCUACCAAGGUGUUUGUCGAUAUCGCUAAAGCGCUCGAGAAACUUGGAAUCCAACCAACCAGCAACCCAUCCCUUCCAGCGACAGACGGAGAAGAUCCCCUCGAACGAUUCAGAGCAACUCCCUUCCCUCUAUCAUCCCCUCAGGCUCUGGCUGAGCUCGUCAAGAUUGUCGACUUACCUCGUCUCAUCCUUGAAAUGAAAUCCUACCGAGCCUGGAUCUAUAAUCACGAGAGAAUUCAUGGUAAAAGUCCUAGAAUCUUUAGUCACAAUGAUACCCAGUGUGGGAAUCUGUUGCUACGUCAAGACGACGAUCCUCUGUUGAGGGAACAACCUCAAGACCAGAUCAUGGUCAUAGAUUUUGAAUAUGCCUCGGCAAAUCCGCGGGGUUUUGAUAUAGCAAAUCAUUUUCAUGAGUGGUGUGCAGAUUACCAUCACCCCACGCACUCCUAUUCCCUUACAAGACAUGGGAAUUAUCCCACGUAUCUUGAACGAAAGAGGUUCUAUCGAGCAUACCUUGGAAUCGAUUGUGAAUACAGUAAAACCAAUUCAGCGAUUGAGAAAGAACAGAGCGAUCCGAAGGCCAACUCGUACAUCAAAAGAUUCAAAGACUGUGAAAUCAGCGACUUCAAUUUGGACGAGCCGAGCGAUUUAGCCACCCCAAAGGAUACUAAUCGUGUGCCCGGGACGAACGCUGGACAAGGAGUAGUAGCCGAGAAAGAGGAUGGGGAGGAAGACGGGCGAGUGAUGAGUUUGGAGCAAGACGUCAACCUUUGGAGUCCAGCCUCGCAUGCAAUGUGGGCUCUCUGGGGUCUAGUCCAGGCUAGAGACGACUUGAAAGUCCAGCUCGAUCGUUGGCUCACCGCUCCUACUCCCUCCCUCUCUAGCAACUCUAUGGACGAAUUCGAGUUCGACUAUUUUUCCUACUCGGCUGAACGAAUCAUCCUUUUUCGUAGAUUACUCGCCGAACUAAACGUCCCUCUCGUUUUGUGA